This is a messenger RNA of Fundulus heteroclitus (mummichog), 2905 nucleotides long. It is a transcript of the gene slc18a3b, whose product is annotated as solute carrier family 18 member 3b. The transcript has a single exon. NCBI's taxonomy places the organism in Eukaryota, Metazoa, Chordata, Actinopteri, Cyprinodontiformes, Fundulidae. The record is from RefSeq and is a predicted model, not a curated record. Gene Ontology annotation, molecular function: xenobiotic transmembrane transporter activity; acetylcholine transmembrane transporter activity. Gene Ontology annotation, biological process: transmembrane transport; chemical synaptic transmission; xenobiotic transport. The coding region runs from base 566 to 2122 and encodes 518 amino acids. Gene Ontology annotation, cellular component: AP-2 adaptor complex; AP-1 adaptor complex; terminal bouton.
GCAGGUGGUGAAAGGACCCACUCGGUGGCAAGCUGGUGAUGCGUCACAGCUCCUUAAGAAAAAAAUGAGAUAGAAGUAGAAGAAAAACAGGACUGAAAUAGCACAGAACCUGCGGCUUAAUGUACACCAAUGGCCACCAAGUCAUUUGUGGUCUCAGAGCGGAAAGACGAAAAUUGCCACAGGUGAUGGAAGACAUGAACUGCUUUGAGCGUCACAGGGUAUGCUGGUAGUAAGCAGCCAAAUUAAUCUCUAGAUCGAAAACUUUGCCAUGUGAAGAUAGCAGCACAAAAUCCUCUGCAAAGUUGCAGAUAUUGAAUCUGUUCAGCCACGUCACUUCUCGGAAGAUCAUGAAAGUGCAUCGCAUGAGGACAAGUGGAGGAAGCUGAAGAAAGCCAUCUUCACCGAUGAGGCAGCCAAGCUCCCCUGCGCCUCUCCUUUUACGCACAGGCGAGGCGAGGACGGAGACCACUACAUCAAGACGCUGAAAGAUUGGAAGCACAACUAAUUUUUUUAAAUUAAAACUCUUCUCUGUUAAAGAAGAAAAAGAAGAGGAAAAAAGCACAUCAUGGAUGGAGAAGGAGGAUCGUUCGGGCUGGCCAAAACAGCCGCUGUAAAACUAUCAGAGAUGGGCGAGAGAACCAAGCAGCUGGGCUCCGCGAUGAAAGACCCUCACCAGCAGAAGCGGAUCAUAUUAGUGAUUGUUUGCGUGGCUCUGCUGCUGGACAAUAUGCUCUACAUGGUCAUCGUGCCAAUUAUCCCUGACUAUCUUGCUGAUCUGGAGAGCGAGCAGUCAGAGCACGUCCACCUGGUGCUGCACCCCAACACUUCUUCUGCCAACAGCACAAAUCAAGACAAAAGCAACAAGGACAACUUGGACAUCCAGAUCGGAGUCCUGUUCGCAUCUAAAGCCAUCCUGCAGCUCCUGGUCAACCCACUCUCAGGAACUUUCAUAGAUCGAGUCGGAUACGACAUUCCUCUCCUCAUCGGGCUGACCGUGAUGUUCGUGUCCACCUGCAUUUUCGCCUUCGCGGAGAAUUACGCCACGCUGUUCGCGGCCAGAAGCCUGCAGGGUCUGGGCUCUGCCUUCGCGGACACCUCCGGCUUCGCCAUGAUCGCCGACAAGUACACGGAGGAGACGGAGCGGAGCCGGGCGCUCGGCAUCUCUCUGGCGUUCAUCUCUUUCGGGAGCCUGGUGGCGCCUCCCUUCGGGGGCAUCCUGUACGAGUUCGCCGGGAAGAGGGUCCCCUUCAUCGUGCUCGCCUCCGUCUGCCUGGCGGACGGCGUUCUCCUGCUUACGGUCAUCAAGCCCUUCUCCAAUAGGACUCGGGAGAACAUGCCGGUGGGAACCCCCAUUUACAGACUCAUGAUCGACCCCUACAUCGCCGUGGUGGCCGGGGCGCUCACUGUUGCCAACAUCCCGCUGGCCUUCCUGGAGCCCACCAUCGCCAACUGGAUGGAGAGCACCAUGCACUCCACCCAGUGGGAGAUGGGACUCACCUGGCUGCCGGCCUUCUUCCCUCACAUCCUCGGUGUGUAUAUAACUGUUAAACUGGCUGCAAAGAACCCCCACCUGCAGUGGUUCUACGGGGCUUUAGGUAUGGUGAUCAUAGGGGCCAGCUCGUGCACGGUCCCUGCGUGCAAAACUUUCGGACAGCUCAUCGCACCGCUGUGCGGCAUCUGUUUCGGCAUUGCGCUGGUGGACACGGCGCUCCUGCCGACACUCGCGUUCCUGGUCGACGUGCGUCACGUAUCCGUGUACGGCGGCGUUUAUGCCAUCGCCGAUAUCUCGUAUUCGAUCGCGUACGCAAUGGGUCCGAUAGUGGCCGGGCAGAUCGUGCACAACCUGGGCUUCGUCCAGCUGAAUCUAGGCAUGGGUCUGGUCAACGUGCUUUACGCGCCGGCGCUGCUGCUGCUGCGCAACGUGUGCCAAAUGAAGCCGUCCUACUCGGAAAGGGAUAACCUGUUAGACGAGGCUCCGCAGGGGCUGUACGACACCAUCAAGAUGGAGGAGGUGAGGGGUAAAAAGAAGGGCUACAGCACGGCGGGGAAUUGCUUGUCGGUGGACGAAAAUGGGUUCGAUCCCUUCAGAGCGCAACAGUCCUCCGCUCCGGAAUAUACCUAAACAAUCCCAGCAGUGUGGAGUUUUCCACCCAGAAUGAGGCAGAAAGGUCCUAAACUAGUGAUUUAAACUUUUAUGUAUGUACUAUUUGAAACACUCAAUCAAGAAAAUCAUGAUUGUGUGAGACAAUUGCCAAAGUAUUUCUUUCUUUCUUUCUUUCUUUCUUUCUUUCUUUCUUUCUUUCUUUCUUUCUUUCUUUCUUUCUUUCUUUCUUUCUUUCUUUCUUUCUUUCUUUCUUCCUUCCUGCCUUUCUUUCUUUCUUCCUUCCUUCCUUGUGAUAUCAUUGUGUCAAAAAAGUCUACGUGACGUUCGUCAACAGGAGAUUUGUUUUUGUUUUUUAUUUUAUUGUGAGAGAUUUAUCAGCACUUGUUGAAUUUGUGUAUAUUACUGAUUAUUAUAAUAAAGGUGAAAAGCUCAAUUCAUAUGUGGGACCAACCAAACUUUAAGCAGCACAUUCUCUCCCUCCUUCAGCACAAAAAAUAGAGAAUUAUUUUCUAGUUAGUUUUGCACAUUCAAAGGCCUCCGUAGAUCGAAGAUUAUGUGAGUUAUUUACCAAAAGCGACUUAUUUUAUUUUAGCCAUUUAUUUAAUUUGAUGUUACAAGGUAAAUGUGUCAUGAUACAUGGGUUCUGUACAUAUGGGGAUAUAUGCACAAUGUAAACUUGUUUACGCGUAUGUGUGCGUGCGUGUGCGCAUUUUGUGAAGACGGAAAAGCAACAAUGUCGUGAAAAUGAACAAACGUGUUUAUUUGAAUGAGCUGUGGUUUAAUAAAAUCUCUGGAUCUGUG